This is a messenger RNA of Phalaenopsis equestris, 1647 nucleotides long. Its product is annotated as AP-4 complex subunit mu-like. The coding region runs from base 168 to 1526 and encodes 452 amino acids. Gene Ontology annotation, cellular component: clathrin adaptor complex; trans-Golgi network; cytoplasmic vesicle. NCBI's taxonomy places the organism in Eukaryota, Viridiplantae, Streptophyta, Magnoliopsida, Asparagales, Orchidaceae. Gene Ontology annotation, biological process: Golgi to lysosome transport; protein targeting. The record is from RefSeq and is a predicted model, not a curated record. The transcript is spliced from 13 exons.
UUUGAUUCAGGGAAGAACCGCAGCUGGGUUGGGAAUGGCACCGACUGACCCACCGCCUGAUUUUCAGCUGCGAAUCACUUGAUUAGAGAAAUAUCAGAUCUGCGAGAGGCAUCCAACGAGAGAAUCCUCCGGAGAUUGGAUUCUCAGAUCGCUCUCUGAUCUCAGUCAUGAUCUCGCAGUUCUUCGUUCUCUCUCAACGAGGCGACAACAUCGUUUUCCGGGAUUAUCGAGGUGUAGUUCCAAAAGGUAGUGCAGAGAUAUUCUUCCGGAAGGUGAAGUUCUGGAAAGAGGAUGAAGCAGAGGAAGCACCCCCAGUCUUUAAUGUGGAUGGAGUUAAUUACAUUCACGCAAAGGUAGCAGGAUUGAUGUUUGUUGCCACUACGAGAGCAAAUGUUUCACCAUCUCUUGUUUUGGAGCUUCUACAAAGGAUAGCACGCAUAAUUAAAGAUUACCUUGGGGUUCUUAAUGAAGAUUCGUUACGCAAAAACUUUGUUCUUGUAUAUGAAUUACUUGAUGAAAUCAUCGACUUUGGCUAUCCACAAACGACAUCUACAGAGGUUCUAAAGUCUUAUGUAUUUAAUGAACCAAUUGUGGUUGAUUCUUCUCGAAUGCCACCUCUUGGCCCGGCAGCAAUGUUUAUGCAAAGCUCUAAACGGAUGCCAGGAACAGCUGUUACGAAAUCUGUUGUCUCCAAUGAGCCUGGUGGGCGGCAGAGGGAUGAAAUAUUUGUUGAUGUUAUCGAAAAAAUUAGUGUCACUUUCAGCUCUAGUGGAUAUAUACUUACUUCUGAGAUUGAUGGAACUAUUCAAAUGAAAAGCUACCUCAGUGGAAAUCCUGAUAUACGAUUGGCUCUUAAUGAGGACCUAAGCAUUGGCAGAAAUGUUGGAAACUCUAUGUAUGAUUAUAGAACUUCUUCGGGAGGAGGGACGGUGAUCCUCGAUGAUUGUAACUUCCAUGAAUCUGUACAUCUUGAUAAUUUUGAUUUGGAUAGAACCUUAAGUUUGGUACCACCUGAUGGAGAAUUUUCUGUCAUGAACUACAGAAUGACUCAAGAAUUCAAGCCUCCUUUCCGUAUCAAUGCAUUGAUUGAAGAAGCUGGGCCCCUCAAGGCUGAAGUCAUUAUUAAAAUCCGUGCCGAUUUUUUAUCAAGUAUAAAUGCAAAUACAAUUACAGUGCAAAUGCCAGUGCCAAAAUAUACAACAAGGGUUAGCUUCGACUUGGAAUCUGGGGCGAUUGGACAAACAACUGAUUUUAAGGAAAUGAAUAGGAAGCUAGAAUGGAGCCUAAAUAAGAUUGUUGGAGGCUCCGAACACACAUUACGAGCAAAACUUACAUUUUCUCAGGAAUCACAUGGAAAUCUGACGAAGGAAGCAGGACCUGUUAGUAUGAAUUUCACCAUACCGAUGUACAAUGCAUCUAAGCUUCAGGUGAGAUAUUUGCAGAUAGCAAAGAAAUCGAAGACCUACAAUCCUUAUCGUUGGGUUAGAUAUGUUACUCAGUCUAAUUCCUAUGUGGCCCGUUUAUAACCAUUUAUUUGAUAAUCAUAAGACUUUGUGUUUUGCUUUAAUUCAUAAAUAAUCUUUUUGAAUAAUCUCAUUUACACGCCGAAGCAUGUUUAAUUAUUCUUAAUUAUUAUUAGUUUUGAUA